Molecule: messenger RNA, 1044 nt
Organism: Diplodia corticola
Lineage: Eukaryota; Fungi; Ascomycota; Dothideomycetes; Botryosphaeriales; Botryosphaeriaceae
Product: nicotinamide n-methyltransferase
Exons: 4
Coding region: 1-1044 (347 amino acids)
Source: RefSeq, a predicted model, not a curated record
AUGAAACUCGCUCCAGGUGAGAUGCAGGCCUUGGACGUCUUUCGCGCCCAAUAUUUCCAGCUCCUCGAUCUGGCGCAAUUGCGCUGGCCCGAGGCGCAGCUCCUCAAGAGGCCCGACGUCCAGGCAUGGCUCUUCGCGGAAAUGUUCGACAGGGACUCUAUUCAGUUCCCGCCGCCGGAAAGGUACCACAUGCGCGUUCUCAAGCGGGUCAUUUCCACCAUUGAGAAAGCUGUCGACAAUCCCGAGGAGGAUGAAUUAUCAGACGAUCUCAUGUCCUCUCUGUCUCUUCUCCUAGGCUCCAACCUUCCGUCUGAAAUGGCAUCCGCCCAGGCAAAGUCGUACGUGACUUACAGCUUUGGCAAUGACUGUGCAGUCACCCUCCUUGAGUCUCGCGCUGUCAUCUCUUCUUCCGGAACCACUGGACUUCGCACGUGGGAGGCUGCGCUGCACCUAGGCGCCUAUCUGGCCAGUGAGACCGGCCGCCAGUGGGUCCGAGGCAAGAGAGUGCUCGAAUUAGGAGCUGGCACCGGUCUGCUUUCCAUCCUGUGCACGAAGCACCUGCAAGCCACGAAGGCCACAGCAACCGAUGGAGACGAGGGUGUUGUGGAUAGCAUCAAAACGAACCUGUUUCUCAACGGUCUCGAUGCUCAAGGGGGCACGGACUCAAUAGUGCUGAGGUGGGGUCGGAGCUGGACCCUCGAAGAGAGCCUUUACUACGAGGGCUCAAAAGAUGAAUAUGACGUUGUCAUUGGGGCGGACGUCACUUACGACAAAUCCGUCAUCCCGGCUCUGGUGUCCACACUUGCUGACUUGUUGCGGCACCAGCCAUCGCUGCAGAUUCUGAUCGCUGCCACGAUUCGUAACGAGCAGACCUUUGAGGCAUUUGAUGUGGCUUGUCGGCGGCACCGGUUGAGCGUUAGGGACAUCGACUUUGCACCGCCACCUGGCGACGACCAGAACGGGCCGUUCUACCCAAAGUCGACGCCUAUCCGAAUCGUGCAGGUAUCCAGAGCUGGGGACUCCGGUCCAUCCGCUGCCCAAUGA